GCACCCGGCCGCUUUGUUUUGUUUUUCCCUUCUUUGUCGUCUUCUUUCUCCUCUAGCUUUUCAUCCGAUUCUUCCGAUUCAUGGAUCCUGAGGCUGGGGCGGCCUGUCCUGGUCGAGGAAGCUUUCCUGCCUUCUGCUAAAUUUUGUUUCUUGCAAGUUUCAUUCUGAAGUUCCACUAGCUAAAGAUGCAUGCCUUGUUUAGAUCCUAGAUUAAGAUUUCUUGUCCCUUGAAUGUAUCAUGGCUUGUUUAGAGGCCGGGGCAGCACUUCUCCGGUCUCAAUUUUUGUUCUUCACUUCUAUUUAUUUCAUCAGAGAUUCGCGGUUUUUAUCCACUAGCAAGGGUGGGAAAAGGGACAACAAUGACCUCCAAGACGAGCGGCAGCAUAACCACCAGCCUGAGCACCACGGGGAAGCUCUCCUCCGUGGGCAGCAGCUUCAUGGCGUCCGCCAGCAGCCGCAGCACCAGCGGCGGGUUCGACGAGGGGGCCAAGUACUCCGACGGCCAGAUCCUCGAGGCGCCCAACCUCCGCACCUUCACAUUCGUAGAGCUCAAGACGGCCACCAAGAACUUCCGGCCGGACAGCGUCCUUGGCGAAGGAGGGUUCGGGAGAGUCUACAAAGGGUGGGUGGAUGAGAAGACCAUGGCGCCGACCAGGAACAGCACCGGCAUGGUUGUUGCGGUCAAGAAGCUCAACUCGGAGAGCAUGCAGGGGUUUGAGGAAUGGCAGUCGGAGAUAAAUUUUCUAGGAAGGCUCUCCCAUCCGAACCUAGUGAAGCUCUUGGGCUACUGUUGGGAGGACAAGGAACUUCUUCUCGUGUACGAAUUCAUGGCCAAAGGGAGCUUGGAAAACCACCUAUUCAGGAGAGGAUGUGCCCCCCUGUCCUGGGAGCUGAGGCUGAAGAUAGCCAUUGGUGCAGCUCGAGGACUCGCGUUCUUGCAUGCAUCGGAAAAACAAGUAAUCUACCGUGAUUUCAAGGCGUCUAACAUCCUUUUAGACGCGAACUAUAACGCAAAGCUCUCUGAUUUCGGCCUUGCUAAGCUGGGGCCAACUGGUAGCAACUCGCACAUCACAACCAGGGUGAUGGGGACAUAUGGGUAUGCAGCUCCAGAGUACGUAGCCACCGGGCAUCUGUACGUGAAGAGCGACGUGUACGGUUUCGGCGUGGUGAUGCUGGAGAUGCUGUCGGGGCAGCGAGCGCUGGACCCGAACCGGCCGAGCGGGCAGCUGAGCCUGGCCGACUGGGCGAAGCCGUACCUGGCGGACCGCCGGAGGCUGGCGCGGCUCAUGGACCCGCGGUUCGAGGGCCAGUACAACUCCAGGCAGGCGUUCCAGGCGGCGCAGCUGACGCUCGGCUGCCUGGCCGGCGACCCCCGCAGCCGGCCCUCGAUGAAGGAGGUGGUGGAGACGCUGGAGCGGGUGGAGGCGGUGAAGAGCCGGGCGCGCGGCGGCGGGUCCGGGUCCGGGUCUGGCCGCGCCGGUGCCGCGGCGCACCACCGGUCGCCGCGCGUCGGUGGCGGUGCCCGUGCCGCGUCCAGGCCCGCCGCCAACGGCCACAACGCCAGGCCCGCGCGAUGACGCUCCGGCAGGGUGGUGACGAUUCUUCAUGUAAAUGGCGUCUUUUUUUUUUUGGCCUGGUUCGCGUGCUGUUCUUGCAUGGCGGCCGCUGUUGUUGUAAGUUGUAGCCAAUAGUGUAAUAGUUAAAAAAAAGUGCUAGAAGAAAGGAAUAACCAUUCAAUCAAAAACGUGUUUUUCUUUUCGCAAAAGGAACAAAGGAAGAGGACGGUUUUUGUGUAUGUGUUGUUGUUUUUCUGUUAA
Messenger RNA from Zea mays, 1817 nucleotides. RefSeq names its product serine/threonine-protein kinase Cx32. Bases 360 to 1577 code for a protein of 405 amino acids. NCBI's taxonomy places the organism in Eukaryota, Viridiplantae, Streptophyta, Magnoliopsida, Poales, Poaceae. The transcript has 6 exons. The record is from RefSeq and is a predicted model, not a curated record. Gene Ontology annotation, molecular function: ATP binding; protein kinase activity. Gene Ontology annotation, biological process: protein phosphorylation.